This is a messenger RNA of Ictalurus furcatus (blue catfish), 1895 nucleotides long. RefSeq names its product ChaC, cation transport regulator homolog 2 (E. coli) (gene chac2). NCBI's taxonomy places the organism in Eukaryota, Metazoa, Chordata, Actinopteri, Siluriformes, Ictaluridae. Gene Ontology annotation, biological process: glutathione catabolic process. The transcript is spliced from 3 exons. Gene Ontology annotation, cellular component: cytoplasm. The record is from RefSeq and is a predicted model, not a curated record. The coding region runs from base 155 to 700 and encodes 181 amino acids. Gene Ontology annotation, molecular function: gamma-glutamylcyclotransferase activity; glutathione specific gamma-glutamylcyclotransferase activity.
GUCACUUCCGCACUGGAAAGCGGUUGACAGUCGGUACAGACUAGAGCUGAUAGACUAGUUUUAACUGAAAAUAAUGAAUUCAACAUAAUCUCAGGUCAUUUUCGCUGUUUACACGGAAGUAGUGAUUUGGGGGAAGUCGGCUGCUUUCACAGACAUGUGGGUUUUCGGUUACGGGUCGCUCAUUUGGAAAGUUGACUUUCCGUUCGAGGAGAAACGUGUCGGUUUCGUUAAAGGUUUCAGUCGCCGGUUCUGGCAGGGAAGCACCGAUCACCGCGGAAUUCCCGGAAAGCCUGGACGUGUGGUGACGUUAAUUGAAGACCCCGAGGGCUGCGUUUGGGGUGUUGCUUACAAACUUCCAUCAGGAAGGGAGGGAGAGGUGAAGGAAUAUCUGGACUACAGAGAGAAAGGUGGAUACAGAGUGAUGACAGUUACAUUUCAUCCUAAAGGAGAGGAGCACAAGCCAAUCCAGAACACACUGCUCUACAUCGGGUCCUGCGACAACCCAAACUACCUCGGACCAGCGCCUCUGGAACUAAUCGCACAGCAGAUCCUCAGGUCAGUUGGACCCAGUGGAAAAAACACAGAGUACUUAUUUGAGCUGGCUGAUGCUCUCAGGGAGCUGAUGCCUGAGGAUUCAGAUGAUCACCUGUUCUCCUUGGAGCGCCUGGUCAAGGAACUUCUACAGAAGACUGUGGAGUGACACACUCAUCACCACAUGUGGGGUUUUCUCACAAUGGAGAUUCAACCGCAUACACACACACAUGGGUAGCUCAUAUAUGGAGUCUCAUUAACUUAACUGCAGAUUAUUAAAACCUGAUUAUUUAAUAUUUGUUUCCUUGUUGUAACGUCAAAUAACUGCCUGUUUAAGCUUGUAUGGGUUUUUAUGUAUAUUUACUAGGGCUGGGUAAAAAAUAUAGAUUCUCCGAUUUUCAUCGAUCUUCAAUUUAACAAAACAAUAUUUAUGCGAAUCGAUUUUUAAGGCGCGUGCUUUACCUGAGAGGAUGUGACUAUAACCUGUAGUUCGCCUCUCGUCCUGAAUGUCGCCAUCUUUAAUGUUUUGAAUUUUGAAAACGAUUUUAUUUCUUUUUGUUAAUGAAUUUCUGUUGCACAUUUACAAUGUUUUUACAGUAAUGUGCAGUUUGUGUUUACCUGUGUGUGCAUUGAUGCACAUAUUUAUAAUUUCUUGUUACAAUGUUUGUUACUCAAAGUAAAAAGUAAUUCAACAUAAUUGUGUGGGCCCUAUUGGUAAUGUGUAUUUCAAUAAUAUAACUAGGUAGGAAGGUUUCAGUUACCAGCAUUUAUAUUAAAACAUGGAUUCCAUGUCUACAAAACUAAUAUUUUAAAUGAAUAUAAAUCGAUAAAUCUAUAUCUAAUCGAAUUCGACAUCGAAUCGAACCCAUAUAAAUAAGAAUUGACUCGGUUGCAAUACCCAGCCCUAAUAUUUAUGCACCACGUAAAUUACUUAUAGUCACUCAAAAAGGGAAAUAAGUGUCAUCAAUUUUAUAGGAUAUGUGUAGCAGUGUGUUGGUGGGCCUAAGAGUUGAAAAGUUAUAAGAUGCAAUGAUAUUUAUGACCACAUGAACUGUACUCAUAAAUGAGACCAAAACAUACUGAUAUGUAAUAAAACAUCUAUAACAGUAACAGCAAGUAUGGCAUUGACCAUUUCAUCUAUGCAAAAUACUUAAGUAUUGAAGCUGGUAAGAACAGUACAUGUACACUACAGAAAGAGCUACACUACCAGUCAAACGUUCAGACAUACUCGUUCUUUAUUUUUUUUUCCUCCACAUUUUAGAAUAAUAAUAAAAGUUAUCAAAACUCUGGAAUAACACAAAUGGAACUAUGGGAAUUAUGUUGUGAUAAAAAAUCCAAAAUAAAUCUAAGUAAUUUAAUAUUUU